Dovyalis caffra is the source of this 669-nucleotide messenger RNA. NCBI's taxonomy places the organism in Eukaryota, Viridiplantae, Streptophyta, Magnoliopsida, Malpighiales, Salicaceae. The record is from the annotation of a GenBank genome assembly.
AUGCCCAAUCCGCCAUUAAAAGCCGUGACGCUUACCCACGUCCGCUACCGAAAAGGAGACCCAUUAGGCCAUUUCUUAGCAUGGGUUUCGCUAAUCCCGGUAUUCAUAAGUCUAGGGGGUUUCUUCACUCACUUCAUAUUCCGUCGUGAGCUCCAAGGAAUGUUCUUCGCUUUAGGCCUUCUUAUAUCCCAAUUCAUCAACCAAAUCAUCAAAACAUUUGUCCAACAAGCCCGACCUGAAACCUGUGCUCUUCUUGAGAUGUGUGAUUCUCAUGGAUGGCCUUCUAGUCAUUCACAGUACAUGUUCUUUUUUGCUAUUUAUUUCACUUUAUUGACAGUUGAAGGAAUUGGGUUGUCGCAGAUUAAGAAUAAAUGGGCUGUUAAUUUUUUGCCUUGGUCAAUAGCUGUUUUGACCAUGUAUUCGAGAGUUUAUUUAGGGUAUCAUACGGUCUCCCAGGUUUUUGCUGGGGCCGCUUUAGGGAUUUUUCUUGGGGCGGUCUGGUUUUGGGUUGUGAAUAAUAUAAUUUAUGAUUAUUUUCCGGCGAUUGAGGAGAGCAAGUUUGGAAGGAUGCUUUAUGUGAAGGAUACUUCCCAUAUUAAGAACGUUUUGAAGUUUGAGUAUGAUAAUGCAAGAGCUGCUAGAAAGAAUAUGGCUCACAAGGCUAAUUGA